AUGGAACCUAUUUUGCCGCUGUUUCGACUUCCCAAUAGUGUCAUUAUUGAAGUGAUCAAGAACUUUCAUUUAAAACAAUUGUUCGCGUUCUCCCUUGUCUCAACGAAAACUAAGGAUCUCGUGACAUCGUUAGGAAUAAAAACAAGUAAUAUUUACAUCGGCGUUUCUAAUGUGCUUCGUGUAUCUGUGAUCAGCGGAGAAAACUAUUUGUGUCUAAACUUUUAUGACGAGUCGAAAUAUGUGAAUGGGUUAUCACCCGUAGAUAUAACUCUUCCAGUUGACGUUUGUUUUGAAUAUAAGGGCAAAAGAAUGCAAGCAUCUACACCAUUCAACUUCAGCGCUUGGAUAAAUUAUAUUCGGAGUAUUUUCUGUUUCACUAAACCACUGAAUAUUCGUUUUUAUGGAGGUUGUGGGAAAUAUGGAAUUGAAUUGUUGAAAGAUACAACUGGAAAUGUCAACGAUCUCUUUGUGUCUCCCCUAGUGACGGAUGUUAUGAGCAGAACAAUUUUGAAACAUUUCAAUACUCCCAGCAGAUUGUUUCUGUUGAAGAAUCCAUUUGAAGAUGGUUGUGAAGUUCAAAAAUUCUUCAUACAAAACUUUCAAUUUAUGGAAUAUCAUGACGUUUACUCAUUAGAUGACAUGUUAUUGGUCAACAGUGAGAUAGUCAGAUUCACACAUCGAAUAACCCAUAAACAGUUCAACCAAUUCCUCCAACACUGGAUCCGUGGAUCUAAUCCAAGACUGCAAUUUAUGUUUCUUAUAAUUAAAAAAAUUAAUGUUGCCAGUAGAGAAGUGAAUGGGAUCAGAUGUAUGGAAAUGAGUGAAGAUGCGAAAAGAGAAAUCCGUCAGAAACACAACCUGCCAAUUGAAGUUGAUAUGGUUAAGAUCAAACGGAAGGAUGGCACAUCUGCAGUGAUUGCAAUCGAAGAUAUAGAGCACAUUUUCUUUUUCCGUUUCAUUGUGUUGCACUAA
Messenger RNA from Caenorhabditis remanei, 972 nucleotides. RefSeq lists its product as uncharacterized. The record is from RefSeq and is a predicted model, not a curated record. Lineage: Eukaryota; Metazoa; Nematoda; Chromadorea; Rhabditida; Rhabditidae. Gene Ontology annotation, molecular function: protein binding. The transcript is spliced from 2 exons. The coding region runs from base 1 to 972 and encodes 323 amino acids.